Molecule: messenger RNA, 1665 nt
Organism: Strongyloides ratti
Lineage: Eukaryota; Metazoa; Nematoda; Chromadorea; Rhabditida; Strongyloididae
Exons: 3
Coding region: 1-1665 (554 amino acids)
Source: RefSeq, a predicted model, not a curated record
AUGGAAUUAGCACCAUCUACUGAUUGGUUCUCCACAACUGUUAGUGAUAUAGAAGCAUUGGGGAAAUUUUUUAGUGAUCCUAAUCUUGAACAAAAUUGGAACGAUGAAAAUAUUAAAAAAGUUCAAUUGGCUUUUGUCCAUGUUUAUGAGCAAAGAAACGGUAAUUUAAAAUUUAUGGAGGCACUUUAUCCUCUUGUUAAAGAUCAUAAUAAAUUUCCAAUUGCAGUGGCAAAAUGUUACCGUAGUGGAAGUUUAGAUUCAACAACUCUUCAUUAUUAUCUUACACAUUUUAUUGAAGAUUACCGUAUUGGUGAUUUAUUAAGUUUUUAUAAUUUUAUAAAAUAUUAUUUUCCUGUAAAGGCACGUCAAAUAUUAAAACAUACAAAGAUAGCAGAAAUAAAUGAUCUUUAUUAUGAUGGAAGUACAUCUGCUGUCAUAUUUACUCACGAUGAGAUUUCUGAACCUUUAGUUUUUAACGAUGAACUUAGUUUAUCAUUUUUUAUGUUAAUUAUGUAUGAAUUGUUUGCAAAUCCACAAAAAAAUGGAGAACGUUUCUGGAGGACAUUUUUCCGUCUUAUAUUUGGCUGUAAAACGCCUCGAUGUGGUCUACCAGUUUUAUAUCACACUUUCUUUGAAACUAUUCCACCAAAGCCGGAUGACUGGGAAAAAAAAGCAAGUGGAACAUGUACCUUAAAAAAAACAGGAAUUAAAUCGGCAAAAGUAUCAAAAAAAAGAAAAUAUGGUGAAAUUGAAAAAAUGACUGUUGAUUUUUUAACGAGUUUUGAAAAAGAUCAAAUGCAUUGUGAUGAUGUACCGGUAACUAUUGCAUUUAAUAGCUUAACAAAUCAAUUUAAUAAUGCAUCUAGUAUUGCUUCAAUUGAAUAUUGGAAAACAAAAUAUGAAGCUGAACGUUUAAAAAAUAUAUCUUUGGAAGAUAAAUUUAAUAAAUAUGCUGAGUCGCGCGAAGCUGAAAUCACAGAAUUACGAAGUAGAUUUGAUGAGUAUACAAAACAAAUUACUAUAAAAUUUGAAAGAACAAAAAGAGAUUAUGAAAUAAAAGAAAAGGAACUUAUGAAAAAACAAAGUAGCAUGCGACUUUUAAAACGACCGGAUCGUCAAUCUCAUCCAACUGUUGUUCUUUUUCCUAGAAGGCCUGUAAUAUCACAAAAAACUACAUUAAAAACAGCCAAUCCAUGUCCCACACAAGUAAUACCGUUUAUGAAAAUUAGAAAAUUAAAUGAUUCAUUAAGUCAAACUACAUCUGAUCUACCAACGCAGCCGCCACCUAGAUCAGUUGUAAGAGAAAAUAAUUUACUCAGAUUAAAUGCAAAUGAACGAAGUACACAUUUUAAAAAUACUCUACCACCUAGUAUUUCAAAAAGUCGUGAAAAUCUAAUAAAAUCACCCAACUUGAGUAGAUAUCAUUUAAAUGAUUCAUCGGAAAUUAAAGUAGAAGUUAAUUCUACUUUUGAAAAAAAAAAUCAAACAAGAAUUAAUACAAUAGAAAAUUCUCGAACUGCAAACACUGAUAGCCUAAAAUGUGAUGAAACUAUAUUAGAAUCUCCUACCUCCUCACACGAGUCAACUCCACUGUCAACAAACAUCUUAUUUGAAAUUCGAAAAGAGUUAGAGAAGAUAAAUCCUCCAAUAUCACCAGCGUCAUAA